Prorocentrum cordatum is the source of this 516-nucleotide messenger RNA. Lineage: Eukaryota; Dinophyceae; Prorocentrales; Prorocentraceae. The record is from the annotation of a GenBank genome assembly.
AGCGGUUCUGGUUCAAAGAAUUUGUGUCUGUUGAUACUUGUCGAGCGGCGUUCUGAUUGGGAGCGCCUCGGGAUCAGGUCGAUAUGUUCCACUUAUGGCUCCCUCUGCGACAAGCGUUUCGCGCGGUUCCUCCACCGCCUCUUCGGACGAAAGGCAGCCAUGGCACGGCUACACAGUCGAGUGGAAGGCGACGUCCCCUCACGUCAUGGACGAGGUCGAGAUGCUGGCGGCAGCAUCGACGUGCACGUUCCGAGUCUGUCCCAGCCCUUGUGGACGCCCGUCCUUGCUCCAGCCCGUCUGCCCCGGGGUCGCUGCAGCAGGAGAGACCAGGCGGCAGUGCCAGACGCAGCGCAAGAAGCACCAGAGGCGCGUGAAGAAGGUGCUGCGGCGCGCACUUGCCGACGAGCCACGCGAGGGCGUCGUGAGGCUCUGAGGACGUCAUAGCCUUCCCCCGUCCUCCUUUCCUGUAUCUAUGCAGGCGUCCAUCCUCGUUCUCCUCCUCCUCCUCCUCCUCCU